This is a messenger RNA of Lucilia sericata (common green bottle fly), 1763 nucleotides long. RefSeq lists its product as uncharacterized. The record is from RefSeq and is a predicted model, not a curated record. The transcript has 7 exons. NCBI's taxonomy places the organism in Eukaryota, Metazoa, Arthropoda, Insecta, Diptera, Calliphoridae. The annotation marks the transcript as partial. Gene Ontology annotation, cellular component: plasma membrane.
AAUCACUUUGAAAAAAUUGAUAGUUUUAUCACAGCAACAAUGUUGCCUUUACCUUUAACUACAAUAAUGUCUACUAAAAAAUCAACAAAAUCUUCAUUAUCAUCAACAACUACAACUACAAAUUUAUGGCCACGAAGUCAACAACAAAUACAAUUUAAUGCCAACAAGACAGUAGCAGCACAAACAAAACAUCAACAACAUAAUAAUAACAACAAUAAAAAACAUGCAACAAAUACAAAAAGUAUAACAAAAGUUGCCACAAUUGCAAAUAGCAAGUGUAUGAAAAAUAAAAGAAAUAUCAUAACAGCAUCAGUAGCAGCAGUUGCAUAUAAACCCAGUAAACAUCAACAGCAACAUCAUAGUAAACUAACUACACUUAAUAACAACAUUCUUAUUGACAACGAAACUAGUUGUAGCAGCAACAGCACCAACAACAAUAACAUUAAUACUUUUAGUAGUAAAAAUAGUAGAAUUUGUUGUAAAAAUGCUAUUAAACGUAAGCAGAAACGAAAUAACUGUUGGUUGUUGUCAUCAUCAGCAUCAUCUGUAACAUCAUCAGCGACAUCAUACUCCUGGAUAUUUUGCCUUUGGUUAUGGAUAGCAAUUUCAUCAUUGGCCUUUGUUCAUUGUUCACCUUCACCAUCUUCAUCGAUACAACAACUACAAAAAAGAGGCGGUUCCUCUGAUAUCACCAAAGACCAGUGCAACAAAACAGUGGAUAUUUUUGAAGAUGUUAGCUCACCUGAGGUGACGAAUCAAAAUGUGGGGCGACCCUUAACCUGCUGGUAUCGUUUUCGCACACUUAAAGGUGCUCCCAGGGAUUUUGUGCUGAGACUUAGAUUUAAAAAGUUCAAAAUUGGCACUCUAAUGAAUGCCACCCAUUGUGAGGGUGGCUAUUUACAGAUUGUGGAUGGUAAUGCCAAAACUGAUGUCUCCAAUCGUCGAGAGCCCGGCAUGUUUUGUGGUGAAGCGGAACAACCUCAAACAUUUAUAAGUGAGACGAGUUAUGUGAAAGUUAUGUUUCACACAGACAACUUUACAGAUCAGACUUAUUUUACUUUCGAUUCGCGUGCCGAACAACAAACAGAAGUUUAUUUACGUUACGGCCAACAUCCCGAAUUAUAUCCCAAUCGACGUGGUGAAGUCGUACAGGGCUCAUAUUGUGAACGUGAAUAUCGCGAUUGUCGCUUGCAAACAUGUUAUGUACAGUCACCUGCGUAUCCGGGUUUAUAUCCAAGAGCCUUAAAUUGCCGUUAUAAAUUACAUACGAGACAGCCAUACAUCAAAUUGUAUCUACAAAAUGAACAAUUUGCGGUCGAUGGACAAAGAUGUGAAAACGUUAUGACCUGCCCUAUACGGCCCAUUGGUUCGGGUAACGAACACUGCCCUUAUGAUUGGCUGGCCGUCUAUGAUGGUCGUGAUGAACAUUCACCGCUAAUUGGUAAAUUCUGUGGCCUGGGAAAGUUUCCCUUUAGUAUAAUAGGUACCUCACAAUAUAUGUAUGUUGAAUUUGUUACAUCACCGGCCGGACCUUUAUUAAAUACCGGCUUUCAUUUUAAUGUUGGCAAUUGGCCAGGACAUGUGGAAACAGCUGGCAUUAAACAUGGCAUUUGUGAUUGGUUACUUAGUUCCGAUUCACUUAAGGACAGCAGUGCUAGUGAGGGUAUAUUUUUGAGUAUAGCCCAUUGGUAUCCACCCAAUACCUCAUGCAGUUAUCAUAUCAAAGGCAGAACUGGUGAAAUAGUGCGUUUAUAUUUUCCCAG